Molecule: messenger RNA, 159 nt
Organism: Theileria equi strain WA
Lineage: Eukaryota; Apicomplexa; Aconoidasida; Piroplasmida; Theileriidae
Exons: 2
Coding region: 1-159 (52 amino acids)
Source: RefSeq, a predicted model, not a curated record
AUGGAGAUGAAAAUGCUAUACGGGGACUGCGAAAUCCCAUCACGACUCAACAGCCAAGUCAAACAGCAUUAUAUCACGGUGCUCAAGGACGGUCUAACUGCAGAAUAUACCGGGAAAAGCAGGUACUCCAACACAGGGAGAGGAUUUGAGUUUGCAUGA